AAUAAUAGUUUAGGUCUUUCUGUUAACACGUUCGUCAUCCACUCUGCGUUGUCGUUACCUAUUCUCCCAUUCCUCCGGCGCAAAUCAGGUGACUGGAAACAUGAAGCGGCCGGAGCCUUCCUCGGAUCUAUCCUUUACCGGAGAGCCCAUCUCAGCUGAAGAAGCUAUGACCAAAUGGCCCUCUCGCUACAGAUCUUCAAAGGCUAGAGUAUCUGCGACAGUGGGAACUCCAAAGGAUGAUGGUGAAGAGAAUCUGGAGCAGGCUAAACGUCAUUACAGCCAAGCUCUUGUGGAUGGAACUCUUUUCAAUCUUGGUGACGAUGUCUACGUUAAAGCUGAGGAUGGGAACCCGAAUUAUAUUGCAAAGAUUGUGGAGUUUUUUGAAGCGAUUGACGGUGAGCCGUACUUUAAAGCUCGAUGGUUCUACAGACCUGAAGAUACGGUUAUCAAAACCCUUGCAAAUGAGGUGCAAGAGAAGAGGGUGUUUCUUUCCAACGUUGAGGAUGAUAACCCCCUCAAUUGCAUUGUCUCCCGCGUUGAUAUUGUCAAAGUUCCAGCCAAGAUUGUUUCCGGAGCCGAGGAGAGAGUUAUACCGCCUUGUGAUUUUUAUUACGAUAUGAAAUAUGAGCUAGCUCACCUGACCUUUUCAACUGCUGCUGAUGAUGGUGAUGCAUCAUCAACAAUUUCAAGUGAAUCUGAUUCCAAUUGCAUUCAGAUUCCCCAGCAGAAGGAAAAAUUCUUGCUUGAUCUAUACAGUGGAUGUGGAGCAAUGUCAACUGGGUUGUGUAUGGGGGCUUCCCUCUCAGGCAUAAAACUGAUUAAGAAAUGGGCAGUAGAUAUCAACAGCUUCGCUUGUGAUAGUUUGAGACUGAAUCAUCCUGAAACUGAGGUGAGAAACGAAGCUGCAGAAGACUUUCUAAAAUUGCUCAUAGAAUGGAGAAAGUUAUGCCACAAGUUUGGACUUAUUUCAAGUACGGAGGUACUAGAAUCAGAUGGUGAUUCAGAAGAUGAAGAAGAAGAUGGCGAUGAAAAUGAUGAUGCGGAUGGAGAUAGUAGUGGAUCUGAAAUUCCACCUGAAGAGUUCGAGGUGGACAAGUUCCUUGAUAUUUGUUUUGGAAAUCCUAAUGGACUUAAGGCAGAAUCUGCACUUCAUCUUAAGGUGCGUUGGAAAGGUUAUGGUCCUGAUGAAGAUACUUGGGAGCCUUAUGAUGGGUUAAGAAAAUGCAAAGACAAGUUAAAGGAGUUUGUGACAACCGGGUUCAACACUAACCGAUUUCCCCUUCCUGGUGACGUUCAUUUUGUGUGUGGAGGUCCUCCAUGUCAAGGAAUUAGCGGCUUUAACCGUUUCAGAAAUAACAAAGCACCACUUGAAGAUGAAAAGAAUCAGCAGUUGUUGGUGUAUAUGAACAUUAUCGACUAUGUGAAGCCAAAUUAUGUGCUCAUGGAAAAUGUCGUCGAUCUCUUAAAGUUUUCAAAGGGGUUUUGUGCCCGUUACGCUGUUGCUCGUCUAGUUGCGAUGAACUAUCAGACAAGAUUAGGUAUGAUGACAGCGGGUUCUUACGGUGUUCCUCAGGUCAGAAAUAGAGUAUUCCUAUGGGGGGCACAACCAACAGAGAAACUUCCACCUUACCCUUUGCCUACUCACGAGACUCUCGCCAAAGGCUUAACCCCUACAGAGUUUGAGGAAAUACAAGUUGGAUAUAGCCAAGGGAAUCUUCUUCAGUUAGAAAAGGCUCUUACUCUUGCAGAUGCGAUAAGCGAUCUCCCACCAGCGACAAAUUAUGAGAAAAACGAUGAAAGGAAAUAUGAUACAAAACCUCAAUCAAACUUUCAGAAGUUCAUACGUCUUUCAAGAGCUGAGUCAAUACUACCCCUGGAUGGUGGAGAUGCUUCAAAGUCAAGAUUGCUGUAUGAUCACCAGCCACUUGAACUAAAUGACGACGACCUUGAACGGGUUUGCCAAAUUGUAAAGAAGAAGGGUGCCAACUUCAGAGAUUUGCCUGGUGUUAUAGUUGAUGAAGACAACAAAGUGAAAUUUGACCCUUCUGUAGAACGACCAAAACUGAAAUCUGGAAAAUUUCUGGUUCCUGAUUAUGCAGUGUCAUUUGUCAAUGGAAAAUCGAAAAAGCCAUUUGGUCGUCUGUGGUGGGACGAGAUUGUUCAUACAGUUGUGACAAGAGCAGAACCUCACAACCAGAUUGUAAUCCAUCCGUUGCAAGAUCGUGUAUUAACAGUCCGUGAGAACGCCAGAAUACAAGGGUUUCCUGAUUUUUAUAAGCUAUGUGGCCCAAUAAAGGAGAAAUACAUCCAGGUUGGGAAUGCGGUGGCUGUCCCUGUAGGGGUUGCGUUAGGAUAUGCUUUCGGGUUGGCAAGUCAAGGGCUUACCGAUAAUCAGCCUGUAAUAAAACUCCCCUUCUUGUAUCCUCAAUGCAUGCAAGGAAAAACUGAAGAGCACUCUGCUUGAGAAGGUUUAAAAGAAAAGUCUGUCUUCUCAUGUCUCACCGAAAGGAAUUCAAGAUUCAAAGGAAGAAGAUGAAUGUCUUGAUUGGUUAAGAGUAUUUUUAUUAGUUUACACUGAAACGUUGUUGUGUGUACUAAAUGAGUAAUGACCAUGUGGGUCUUAUUGAACCAAACAAAAAUUGUGGUUACUAGCAGAUUCUAUGUCAGAACAGUUUGUGACGGU
Messenger RNA from Brassica oleracea var. oleracea, 2683 nucleotides. RefSeq names its product putative DNA (cytosine-5)-methyltransferase CMT1. Gene Ontology annotation, molecular function: methyltransferase activity; chromatin binding. Lineage: Eukaryota; Viridiplantae; Streptophyta; Magnoliopsida; Brassicales; Brassicaceae. Bases 101 to 2464 code for a protein of 787 amino acids. The record is from RefSeq and is a predicted model, not a curated record. Gene Ontology annotation, cellular component: nucleus. The transcript has 20 exons.